UCCCCAGCCUCUCUUCCAUUAUGAGGAUCUGACAGAUUAGUCUGAUCAUCAUAACUGUUACAUAUAGCGAGCCCAAGACUGGAUGAGUGGUUUCCAAGAGAUACGUCUUGAGUCUUUUGGUGGCUUUUAGUAUUUGUUGGGACAUUGCAAAGUCUUAACAAGCAUGGAUUUCAUAAGGAGUGCACCCAUCCCAGGACUGCAAGUACUUGUUCUUCUUGUAUACGCUAUUGGUCCAAAUUUGGCAGAGCAAGAAGUGGAGAAUCUUUCAGGUCUGUCCACUAAUCCUGAAAAAAACAUUUUCGCCAUAAGAGACAAUGGGACCACCUGCCUUAUGGCUGAAUUCUCAGCAAGGAUAGUUGUUCCCUAUGAAGUUCCUUCCAGUAAUGAAGUAGAUUGGGACACGGAAGACGCUACCAUCCAGCUGCCCAGAGAUACUGAAAUUAAAGGAAAAUGCUGGAACAAUGAGUCUGAACUGCAUUUGUCAUGGUUAGACAAAUCUUACACGCUGAAGUUGUUCUUUGUCAAGGAUGCUCAGGACUUCACAAAGUCCACCGGAAGGAGCUGGAAAAUGAGCAAAGUUCAGUUUUUGUAUGAUCCUUCAGAGCGCACACAUUUUAAAGCUGGAGCGAGACCUGGGAAGCAAACCGCUACUAGUCAUCACUUGUCUCUUAUGACCACACCAGUUGGAAUGUCCUAUGAAUGUGAGGCGACUGAGAAGGUCAGCCUGGUCUCCAGUGACCAGAAGAAGAUAGUGGUCUUGUUCCUGUCUGAGGUCCAUAUACAGCCAUUUGACAUUAAGAGUGACUUUGUCUUCAGCGAAGAGUACAAAUGCCUCACUGAUCAGAGAAAACAGCUGGAAGAAACCCUGCCUCUUAUUUUAGGCUUAAUCCUGGGACUAGCCAUUGUCAUCAUUCUAGCUGUCUACCACAUUCAUCAUAAGAUGACAGCCAAUCAAGUGCAAAUUCCUCAAGACCGAUCUCUGUACAAGCACAUGGGAUAAGCAAAGACUUCAAGUAUAAAAUGCAAAGCAUACUGACCAUCAGGUAGAGAGGCCAAAAGCACUUUGUCUUCCUGUAAAUGACAUCCAUUUCCCUUUUUAUCUGUGAUCUUCUUUUUGCACUGGAAACAAGUAUUGUGCCAUAGUAUUCCAGUGUAGAACACGUGCCAGCAUCAGCGUAUAACUUAUUUGAAUCAUGAUUUUUAAAUGCCUGGUUUCUAUGACCUUAAAAUGCUUCUAAGUCUUGAAUGACACAUAUUUGCACAUAUCACCUAAGAUCCUCUCGUGUAGAACCUAUGCAUGUUUAAUAUUUAUAACAAGCUUAACUCUAUAAAGAGAACCUAUAAAUAUUGUUAAAUAAUAUAAAGCUUUAGAUUCUAUUUUCUAAGGACAAUUCUAAACACCAAAAUUGUCACACAAUGUGCUUUUCUACAAUACGUAUUGAACGCUGACAUUAAAGCCAAUUGAAACUUUCCUGUUAUGACAAUUAUUUGAGCAAGUAGCUGGGGCAUGCUGUAUGUUGUAUUAGUGUUACAAUCACAUUGUAUAAAAUACAAAGCUCUGAUUACUAUGUAUU
Molecule: messenger RNA, 1574 nt
Organism: Nanorana parkeri
Lineage: Eukaryota; Metazoa; Chordata; Amphibia; Anura; Dicroglossidae
Gene: LAMP5
Product: lysosomal associated membrane protein family member 5
Exons: 6
Coding region: 164-1000 (278 amino acids)
Cellular component (GO): membrane
Source: RefSeq, a predicted model, not a curated record